This is a messenger RNA of Dissoconium aciculare CBS 342.82, 453 nucleotides long. RefSeq lists its product as uncharacterized. Gene Ontology annotation, cellular component: mitochondrion. Gene Ontology annotation, biological process: iron-sulfur cluster assembly. The transcript has a single exon. Gene Ontology annotation, molecular function: iron ion binding; 2 iron, 2 sulfur cluster binding; 4 iron, 4 sulfur cluster binding. The annotation marks the transcript as partial. NCBI's taxonomy places the organism in Eukaryota, Fungi, Ascomycota, Dothideomycetes, Mycosphaerellales, Dissoconiaceae. The record is from RefSeq and is a predicted model, not a curated record.
ACAACUUCACGGCCUCAUCGCGCGCCUGCCAAGGUCAUUCUGAAUCCACGGAAGGGCGAGGACGGCAAUGUUCUGACCAUCACUAUUACCCCGCGAGCCGCGCAUCGAUUGCAGAAAAUCGCCGCCACCGAUAAGAAUCCUGAUCUUGCGCUUCGCGUGACAGUCGAGAGUGGCGGGUGCCACGGCUUUCAAUAUCUCAUGAGCUUGACAAAUGCGAAAGAUGCGGAUGUGGAGGAAGAUUCAAUUUUCGAGAACGAAGAUGUGGUUGGCAAGAACACAGAGGGCGAGGAGAUUGCAGAGUACAAAGCCAAGGUGAUCAUGGACGAGCCGAGUCUGGAACUGUUGAAGGGAAGCAGUGUGGAUUACACAAUGGAAUUGAUCGGUAGCCAAUUCAAAGUGACGGGCAUUCCUGGUGCGAAGAGCAGCUGCGGUUGCGGGACGAGUUUCGACAUA